AUGCCUAGAGCCAGUCAAACACCCUCUAAAACCAAAUCAUCAACCAAGGCUAAAGAAAAAACCAAAAUCAUAAAGCCCAAAUCCAAGAAAAAUACCAAGCCAUCAAGGGAACCCACACCCACACCUACUCCCUAUCCUUCGAUAUCCUCCACUAUACCUACAUUAUCAUCCCAUUUUCCUACUAUUCAUGAUGCUCAUAUCAUUCUUACCUCCACUGUAUCCCCUCCUCCAAAAACAACCACCCAUGCACCUGAGCUUCCUGCGACAAUUACCUCUAAGUUCACAAAUGUCAAAGCUACUCCAAGAAAAUCUAUCAAGAAAGUGCCUGAUGCUGCUACGCAGGGUAACAUUAUAGCCAAGGAAUCUGUGGUUCAGGGGGAAUUAGUGCUAGUUACUACUAAUCAGGUACAACAUCCUCCCUCUAAAUUAGAUGUUUUGUUGUCUUCCAUAGAUGCUACAUCCCUAGAUACUCUCCUACCCACGAGUGAGAAGCCACCAGUGAAGGAAUUCACUGUAGAAACGGGUGCAGGGGAUAUGGGGAAGGAGGUAGAUACAACGGCUGUGGAGCCUGUGGUUGAGGGUUGGACUGAGGAUGAGGAAGAUGAUGGGGGUGAAAAAGAAGAAGAAGUUGUGAACAGUCAUGAGGAACAUGAUACUCAAAACAUAUCCAAUGAAGAAAAAAAGAGUGAGAAUAAGGGAGCAUAUGGAGAUGAGAAGGAGAGUGAUAUAGAGGAUAAUACAGGUGAACAUGCUAAUGAUUCUACAAAAGAAGAAAAUCAUAGUGAAGAAGAGGAGGUUUAUGAAACCCGUUCAGAAGAAACUAGUGAAGAGAAUAGGGCUCAAGAACCUGAGUCUCUAUUAACUCCUUUCACUGGAGAUGAAGAAGUUAGCAGUGAUAAAGAUGAUGUGCCACUAUCUAAGGAGUCUAGAAGUGCAAAGAAGCCAAAGAAGAAGGUUUCAAUUGUGGAAUCUGUUGUUGAGGUGGAUGGAGAAGAUGAAUCUGACACUGCCUUGCCAGCAAAGUCUGCUACACCAAAGAAAAAGGGUGCCAAAUUUGUCAACUACUGCAUUCUUCAGAGGUCUGAGAGAAGGCAUAAAGCUACUUUGCUGGACAUGGUUGUGAUGGAGCUGCUCGACACUGGUAGACCUAUCAAUAUACCUAGCCUGAUGAUUCAGCACAUGGCAAGAGCUGCAGAUACUUCCAAACCCCAAGCAUGCUAUGCCUUAUGGUUUCAUGUUGACUGA
Molecule: messenger RNA, 1245 nt
Organism: Nicotiana tabacum (common tobacco)
Lineage: Eukaryota; Viridiplantae; Streptophyta; Magnoliopsida; Solanales; Solanaceae
Source: RefSeq, a predicted model, not a curated record